AUGCUUGUGUGCAUAGAUAAAUAGGUAAAGGCUGGCAGAACCCAGACAGAAAGCACAAGAUCCGAGGAGCAGAUCGACCAAAAGUUUCUGAUCCCCUCUUCUUCUCGCUUGCUUCUCUCCUACUCGAUCAAUCUCGCUAGAGCUUCUUGCUUGCUUUGAUCUCUCGAGCCUCUAGCCUAGCUUAGCUAGCUAAGCUAGCUACUCAUCAGUGUCCUAAGUAGAGUUGCUAGCUAGCUAAGCAUGGCGAGCAAUGGCGAGGCGACGACGGGGAGCGAGACGGCGGCGCCGGCGCCGGUGCCGGAGCCGACCCCGCCGCCGUGCCAGGGGAGGCUCAUCACCGUGCUGAGCAUCGACGGCGGCGGCAUCCGCGGCCUCAUCCCGGCCACCAUCCUCGCCUGCCUCGAGGCCAAGCUCCAGGAGCUGGACGGGCCGGAGGCGAGGAUCGCGGACUACUUCGACGUGAUCGCCGGGACGAGCACCGGGGCGCUGAUCACGUCCAUGCUGGCGGCGCCGGACGACGACCGGCGGCCGCUCUUCGCCGCCGGCGACCUCACCAACUUCUACCUCGAGAACGGGCCCAAGAUCUUCCCGCAGCGGAGGGUUGGGUUCUUGACACCAGUGGCAAACCUGAUCGGCGUGGUGAGGGGGCCCAAGUACGAUGGCUCGUUCUUGCAUGACAAGAUCAAGAGCCUUACGCAUGACGUUACCAUCUCAAACACGGUCACCAACAUCGUUGUACCGGCUUUCGAUGUCAAAUACUUACAACCCAUCAUCUUUUCCACCUAUGAGGCCAAGAAUGAGCCCCUCAAGAAUGCCCACCUCUCCGACAUCUGUAUCAGCACGUCAGCAGCGCCGACAUACUUCCCCGCGCACUUCUUCAAGACCACCGACGUCUCCUCCGGCAAGUCUCGGGAGUUCCACCUCAUCGAUGGCGGUGUCGCUGCAAACAACCCGACAAUGGUAGCCAUGUCUAUGAUCAGCAAGGAAGUGUUGCGUGAGAACCAGGACUUUAAAUUGGGUAAGCCAGCAGAUUACAAGCACUACCUGGUGAUCUCAAUCGGGACAGGGACGGCGAAGAUGGCGGAGAAGUACACCGCGCCGGCAUGCGCCAAAUGGGGUGUGCUCCGGUGGCUCUAUGACGGCGGCUUCACCCCACUCAUCGACAUCUUCACUCAUGCUAGUGCUGACAUGGUCGACAUCCACGCGUCCGUUCUCUUCCAGUCUCUCUGCUGCGAGAAGAGCUACCUCCGUAUUCAGGACGAUUCGCUGGAGGGGCACACGUCGUCGGUGGACAUCGCGACGAAGGAGAACAUGGAGGCACUGAUCAAGAUCGGCAAGGACCUUCUGACUAAGCGAGUGGCGAGGGUGAACAUCGACACCGGAGUAUACGAGCCCGUUGAUGGAGAGGGCACCAACGAGGAGGCACUCGCUCGCUUUGCCAAGAAGCUCUCAGAGGAGAGAAGGCUACGCAGAAACAACCUCAGUUCCUCUUGAGCUGAGCUAAAGCUAAGUUAGCUAGCUAGCUCAGUUCUAGCUAAGCUAAGCUAAGAUGUAAAAUUAAGUAAUACAGCCUGUGAUGUAGUAAGUGUGAUGUGGGUGAGGUAUUAUGCAUAUUGUAAUAAUGUUGGUUUGGUUUUCAAUAAUUAAUCAGCAUGUGUUUAUUUGAGCCA
Molecule: messenger RNA, 1670 nt
Organism: Oryza sativa Japonica Group (Japanese rice)
Lineage: Eukaryota; Viridiplantae; Streptophyta; Magnoliopsida; Poales; Poaceae
Product: patatin-like protein 1
Biological process (GO): lipid metabolic process
Molecular function (GO): monoacylglycerol lipase activity; glycerophospholipase activity
Source: RefSeq, a predicted model, not a curated record